AUGGCCGUAGGCCAUUAUUCAUUCUUCAAGUUCCACAACAACAGCUUCAGUCGGCUGCUUGGCCGGGACAAGCCGCCAUCCCCAAGAUCCUCCGCUGUGCCCACUUUCCCAUCCUCGUUGAAGCCCCCCACGCCCACUGUAAAUCGUACCGCAGGCCGCUAUCCCGCUACCAGCCGCCUACGGGACUCCCUCCCGAAACCCACCACGGCCGGCGACUCAGGCCUCCCUCGCCCCGAUCUCGGCGCGCUCGCCGGUUUUUUUCUUCCCUCUGCAGCGCUAUCUCUAGUGCAUCCAAAGGCUUCUCCAGGGCAUCAAAAGGCUUCCCCAGCGCUUCCCCCGGACAUAUCGUCAAACUCGCGUGGACCCUCCCUCUCUCGUCUUAUCCCCAUAAUCCUCGCCCCCCGUUAA
Molecule: messenger RNA, 408 nt
Organism: Ilyonectria robusta
Lineage: Eukaryota; Fungi; Ascomycota; Sordariomycetes; Hypocreales; Nectriaceae
Exons: 1
Coding region: 1-408 (135 amino acids)
Source: RefSeq, a predicted model, not a curated record